Molecule: messenger RNA, 1481 nt
Organism: Morone saxatilis (striped sea-bass)
Lineage: Eukaryota; Metazoa; Chordata; Actinopteri; Moronidae
Product: protein FAM107B-like
Biological process (GO): regulation of actin cytoskeleton organization; actin filament polymerization; actin filament bundle assembly
Cellular component (GO): stress fiber; neuron projection; synapse
Source: RefSeq, a predicted model, not a curated record
UUGGAGAGACAGCAGGAGAAGGAGCAGCAGGAAAACCUGAAAGCUCCAGAGUUCGUCAAAGUGAAAGAAAACCUGAGAAGAACGUCGAUUCACAGUAAAGAGGAGAAGGAGGUAUAGAGACAGAGCUGCUGUCCCACAGGAGACAUAGAAAGAGAACCAGACUGCAUGAGGACACAAACUGACACUAACACUCUGAGGACAGUCUGAGGACACACUGACACUAACACAAAGAGGACACUGUGAAGACAGUAUGAAGACACACUGACACUAACAAAAAGAAGACACUUUGAGGACACAAAGAGGACACAGUGAGGACACAGUGAGGACACAAAGAGGACACACUGAGGACACACUGAGGACACAAAGAGGACACAGUGAGGACAAACUGAAGACACAGUGAGGACAGUCUGAGGGCACAGUGAGGACAAACUGAGGACAUAGUGAGGACACACUGAGGACCGUCUGAGGACACACUGACACUAACACUCUGAGGACAUAGUGUCCAGAACGGCUGUGAUUUCUCUUGGGGGACAGACACAGUUUGAAGGAGGAGACAUCAGGUCUCUUUUGGGUUCGAUGGACAGAUUACCGGACUCGUCUCACCUGGUGGAUGACUGUUGCCAUGGAAACAAACAACCACGUUCUGCACAGAAGGAAGGACAACGAUAAAAACCUGAAAUAUUUGAUUUAUUGUCAGUUUAUUUUUUAAUCGAUAGGCUCCGAUAAUCAUUUGUGUUAUUAUCAGAUAAUUUAAUUUAAAAGAUGUUUAAUUGCGAAAUUAAUAAUUUGUGCGUAUGUUUUAAUUAUGAAAUAUAGUCAUAAUUAUGAGAAACAUUUUAUAUAUCAUAAUGAAGAUAAUUUCAAUCAUUCAGACGUCAUAAAAACUUAUUUCAUAAGUUAUUGGUUGUUUCAUAAUAAAGGCAAACAUUCUGUAGUAAUCAAUCAUUUUAAAUAUUUUUUUACGUGAAAUUGUGCGAAAACGCUCGCGCUGCGACGCCAUCGCCUCGGUGUGACAAAUGUUCUUCUUGUGCCUCAAACUGUACGUGGACAAUAUUUUUCAGGCAAUAACAAGUAAAACUCAUUAAUCACUUUAAUCACAUUCAUAAUCAGCAGCAAGAGGAAACCUCUCGUCUCUCGUAAAGAUGUUAAUUACAUAUAAUUACAACACAGACAUCAUUAUGAGAACUUUAUCUGAGAUCAUUCUUAAAAUAUCCAACAUCAUUAUUAGAUCUUUUGUUGUAAUUCGGAGAUAAUCAGUAAAUAAACUGUUUUUGCUCUCACAGACUGAAGCCUUACAUUAUUGUUAUAGUAAAUUAAAAUCAUGUUGAGUUUCCUUAUCAUUUCAGAAUGUAACUAGUAAUUAGAAUCAGACAUAUUUUUAUUUCUGUUCGACUUUGUUAAUUUCUUUUUGUGGCUUUUGAAGCAAUGAUUGUUCUGAUUAACGUGUUCACACUGACGACAAUAAAGUACAAUAAUCCUGA